UCUGUUUGCUUUCACUCCAGACAUAAACCAACAUGAUAUAAUUCUUAUCUCUGUGCCAUAGGUACUGCUCUAAAAUGUGUUGAUAUAGUACAGUGCACAGUUUAACACUCAAUCCGUGUCUGUUCAAGUACAGCAUGUCUUCACAGGGGUGCAUCACCUUUUCAACAAAUAUCUGGAUUUCACAUCAUAAAGCCCCAGGUCUAAUAAACUUGCAGGAAAUCUUAGUAAUGACAAAACCAGUCCCUUUAAAGUAUACAGAAUGGACAAAACGGUUUAAAUGAGUUUUUGGCUUGCAUUGUGGCUCUUGGGCUACUAACAUUUGCUCCACACAAAGAUUUCAGACACGCUGAACUUUUCCCUCUAACGCAGCUGAAGCCAUUCCAGAAAUCCCCUCUCACCCACUGGCUCAGCAGCAGCACCCUUCCCCUCCAGCACAGAGGGGUGGGAUUGCAUCCCACCCACGGGCUGCCUUAUAAAAGGCCUGGCUACAAAACGACAUUUGAAUUUUUGUCCGGAUCUUCCCUCUGCUGUCUGGCAAUGCCUGUGGAUUUCAGUGGAACCUGGAACCUUGUCAGCAAUGACAACUUUGAAGGUUAUAUGGUGGCUUUAGGUAUUGACUUCGCAACACGCAAAAUAGCAAAAAUGCUGAAGCCUCAGAAAGUGAUCAAACAAGAUGGUGAUUCAUUCUACAUCCACACCACUAGCACAUUCAGAGAUUACUUGCUUGAAUUCAAAGUUGGAGAAGAGUUUGAGGAAGAUAAUAAAGGCUUGGAUAACAGAAAAUGCAAGAGCCUCGUUACCUGGGAAAAUGACAAACUUGUCUGUGUCCAGACUGGGGAGAAGAAGAACAGGGGCUGGACUCACUGGCUUGAAGGGGAUGACCUCCACCUGGAGCUUCGUUGUGAGAAUCAAGUAUGCAGACAGGUCUUCAAGAGAGCUUGAAUCUGUGCUGGUGCUGCCUGCAGGAACAGCUCUGCCCCGGAGCCUGGUGUGCAGGGAGGCUCUGCAGACAAGAACGGCCUCCUGUACCUGUUAUUAACCUGAAUGUCAGAACUCUGGCUCAGGAAAUCAGUCUGCUGUUACCAAUGUUAAAGGUCUAAUUUUUGCUAAUAAAUUCCCCAAACCAAACUAA
Molecule: messenger RNA, 1132 nt
Organism: Catharus ustulatus (Swainson's thrush)
Lineage: Eukaryota; Metazoa; Chordata; Aves; Passeriformes; Turdidae
Gene: RBP7
Product: retinol binding protein 7
Exons: 4
Coding region: 538-942 (134 amino acids)
Biological process (GO): fatty acid transport
Cellular component (GO): nucleus; cytosol
Molecular function (GO): fatty acid binding
Source: RefSeq, a predicted model, not a curated record